CUGUCUAUCCACUCUGCGCUCUCUCCUCCGGCCAGCCGACGCCGCACCAGCUGCCGUUCGACCUACCUAGCCUACUCAACCGGUGGUCCGAUCUCCCCCGAACUCAGCCAAACUCCAAAAAAAAAAGUUACCCUGCAAAUCUGCCAACAUGUCUACUAAGAGGGUCACCAGCUACACUGUCAAAUCCUCCUCCUCAGGAACAGCUCCCAGGAGCUUCAGCAGCAUGUCCUACACCGGACCCAGCGCCAGCCGUCACAGCUACAGCGCCCGCAGCUCCUACGGGGGAGCCAACAGGGGCUUGGGAGGAGGCAUCGGUGGUGGGAGCUACAUCAGCAGCAGCUCUGCCUACGGAGGCGGCUACGGCCUGGGCUCCAGCAUGGGUGCGGGUGCGGGCAUGGGCAUGGGCAUGGGCUUUGGCAGCGGAUUAGUGACCCCCAUCACCGCCGUGACCGUGAACAAGAGCCUGCUGGCCCCCCUGAAUCUGGACAUCGACCCCAACAUCCAGGUGGUGCGCACCCAGGAAAAGGAGCAGAUCAAGAGCCUCAACAACCGAUUCGCUUCGUUUAUUGACAAGGUGCGCUUCCUGGAGCAGCAGAACAAGAUGCUGGAGACCAAGUGGAACCUGCUGCAGGGUCAGACCACCACCCGCUCCAACAUCGACGGCAUGUUCGAGGCCUACAUCGCCAACCUGCGCCGGCAGCUGGACAGCCUGGGCAACGACAAGAUGAAGCUGGAGGCUGACCUUCACAACAUGCAGGGCCUGGUGGAGGACUUCAAGAACAAGUAUGAGGAUGAAAUCAACAGGCGCACCGAGUGUGAGAACGACUUUGUGCUCAUCAAGAAGGAUGUGGACGAGGCCUACAUGAACAAGGUCGAGCUGGAGGCCAAGCUGGAGAGCCUGACAGAUGAGAUCAACUUCCUCAGGCAGAUCUACGAGGAGGAACUGCGGGAGCUUCAGAGCCAGAUCAAGGAUACCUCCGUCAUUGUGGAGAUGGACAACAGCCGCAACCUGGACAUGGACGCCAUCGUGGCUGAGGUGCGCGCUCAGUAUGAGGACAUCGCCAACCGCAGCCGUGCCGAGGCCGAGACGUGGUACAAGACCAAGUAUGAGGAGAUGCAGACAUCUGCCACCAGAUACGGAGAUGACCUGAGGGCCAGCAAGACAGAGAUCCAAGACCUGAACCGCAUGAUCCAGAGACUGACAUCAGAGAUCGACGGCGUCAAGGGACAGCGUGCCAACAUGGAGGCCCAGAUCGCCGAGGCCGAGGAGCGCGGGGAGAUGGCCGUCAGGGACGCCAAGGGUCGCAUCAAGGAUCUGGAGGACGCCCUCCAGAGAGCCAAGCAGGACAUGACCCGCCAGAUCAGAGAGUACCAGGACCUGAUGAACGUCAAGCUGGCCUUGGACAUUGAGAUCGCCACCUACAGGAAGCUGCUGGAGGGAGAGGAGGACAGACUGGCAAAUGGCAUCAAGGCCAUCAACAUCUCUCAACAGAGCACAAGCUACAGCGGCUUCCCCAUGGAGAGCGUAAAGAGCAGCUACUCCAGCGGCUACUCCAGUGGCUUCAGCAGCAACUAUGGCGGCGGAUAUGGUGGUUUCAGUGCCGGAAGUGCCGGCGGCUAUGGCGGCGGCAGCUUCAGCAGCCAGAGCAAGAAAAACGUCGUCAUCAAGAUGAUCGAGACCAAGGACGGCAAAGUUGUGUCCGAGUCCUCCGAAAUCGUCGAAGACUGAACGGUUUAGCUGAGGGUUUUUUUUUUUGCUGCCUGUCUGCAACGAUCAUCGUCUGUCUCUGUCCAGUAGUUUUAUACUCACAAUUCACACCCCAACUUUUUUGUAAAAAAAAAAAAAAAAACGAGUCUGAAGCAAAUACUUGCCAGCCACUCUCCGAUAGAGCAUAACUCUACUAAAGAUUUGAAAGGGACCAAAGAAUCUAUUUUUGUCACUCAUAUUUUGUAUGCCUGAAGUCUGAAUGUUUGUUUGUAUUAAAACAAGUUGUUUGAAGUUGUCCCCCAAGACACAAGUGAGUUAUCCAAUGCCCACAAUAGCAAAAAAGUGAAAAUAAAGUAAAGAGAAAAACGAUUCCCUCCAAAUCAACGCAGCUCUCUACCAGAAGGGCUGCUGACUUCAGGAGAGGUUGCACAGAAUGGUCACCGUGCUGUUGUUAACGGAAUGUGAAUGUAAACAGUGCUUCAGUAUUUUUGGUCAACUAAUGUCUUGAAAGUGUUUUCUACAGUAGGUAGUGCAUGUCUUCCCUGUGUGUGCUCUGAAACUGUAAUUGUUCGACCCCUUAGGAGGCUGCCCAUCAUACUGUUGUCCUGAGGUGCUGUUUUUGCUACCAAACCAAAUACAAUGUGUUUACUGAAACCUUA
Lampris incognitus (smalleye Pacific opah) is the source of this 2367-nucleotide messenger RNA. It is a transcript of the gene krt8, whose product is annotated as keratin 8. Gene Ontology annotation, biological process: intermediate filament organization; keratinization. Lineage: Eukaryota; Metazoa; Chordata; Actinopteri; Lampriformes; Lampridae. The transcript is spliced from 8 exons. The coding region runs from base 149 to 1729 and encodes 526 amino acids. The record is from RefSeq and is a predicted model, not a curated record. Gene Ontology annotation, cellular component: keratin filament. Gene Ontology annotation, molecular function: structural constituent of skin epidermis.